AUGGGUUAUCAUGAAUUUCAAGCAGUUAUUCUUGCAGCUGGUAGAGGAUCAAGAAUGACUGAUUUAACUUCAGGUAUACCAAAAUGUCUUUUACCUGUCGGUAGCAAACCUAUAAUUUGCCACACAAUUGAUGUUAUAAAAAGAGUCGGUGUUCAAGAUGUGUUCAUUGUUGUUUUGGAAAAUGAACUGAAUGAAAUCAAUCAAUCGCUUCUUUCUCAUAAAACUGAAAUAAAUUAUGAAUUGGUACCACUUCCUUCUGAUAGCGAAGAUUGGGGAACAGCCGAUUCUCUAAGAUAUUUAAUUAAUCAAGAUAAAAUAAAAAAAGAUAUUCUUAUAGUUACCUGUGAUUUAUUUACAAAUGCAAACAUUAAUAAACUUUUAACAACUUACAGACAACAUGCUGCUUCUUUUGCAGCCAUGUUUUUUUUACCAUUGCAGUCACAGCCGUUUGAAAUACCAGGAAUUAAAUUAAAAUAUAAAGCAGAAAAAGACAUUGUCGGAAUUGAUUUAGAUACGAAAAGAUUAAUGUUUCUCGCAUCUGCUAGCGAUUUCGAAGAAAAUGUUUCUAUAAGUACUUACAUAUUAAAAAGACAUCCCAGAUUUAAUUUAAGAACAGAUCUUACAGAUGGUCAUAUUUAUUUAUUGUCUUAUAAAUUGGCUAAAUAUUUAGCAGUAGAAAAGUCAUAUGGAACUUUCAAGGGAGAAUUCAUACCACAUAUUGUUAGUAAACAACAUGUAAGAAAAAAUGUUGGAAAUGAUGAGGGUUCGGUUGUAAACGAUGAAGUUCGAAAAACAUUGUCCGAAUAUUUAAAAGAAACCAAAUUGGAAGAGAACAUCAUGGAAAUGACUGCUUACAAUGAUCACGAUGGAGAUUUGAAAAAAGCAUACCAUGGAGAUGUUGUAAGGUGUUAUGCAGUUUUCUGUCAAGAAAAUGAUUUUGGAAUUCGAAUUAAUUCGUUGCCUGCUUUAUGUCAAGCUAACUGGCUGGUAAGUUUUAUCAUAAUAGGAAAAGAUAUAUUGGGUAUGAAAAUACAUCCAUCAGCAACAAUCGAAUCAAAUCAAAUUGAUUCAAAUUCAUUUGUUUGUAACAAUUGUAAAAUUAAAGAAAAAACAUCGAUAAAAAAUUCAAUCAUCGGUGAAGGGUGCGUCAUAAAUCCUAAAACUAGAAUAUCACGUUGCAUUUUAUUUAAAAAUGUCGAGAUUCAAGAAGGGUGCGUUUUAGAAAAUUGCGUUAUUGCUAACAAUAGCAUAAUCGAAUCCAAUUGCGAUUUAAAAAGUUGCGUUGUCGGUUCUAAUUUUUGCGUACCUAAAGGUACAAAAGCCAACAGACAAGUGCUCACAAAUUCUGAUGAUGUUGAAAAGAUAAUAGAAUGUUUGGCAAUUAUUAGUGAAGAAAAAAAUGUAAAAGUUAUGGUCCAAGAAACACUUAAAGGUGCAUUAUUAUCUGGAAUUGGAGCUGCUUUGGGAGGAUUAUUCAUGGGUGGAAAAGGAUUUCUUCUUGGUGGAGGCAUGGCUACAUGUUUAGCAGAGAAUUAUUUACCAUUAGGAACAGUUUUAAAGAAUCUUAAAGAGGAAGAAAAAAGAGAAUUAUGUAAUCUUUUAAAAGUUACAAUGGAACUUGCAAUUCCCGCAUUGCUGUCAGUUUUGCAUAGCAGGACCGAUCCUGCUGUUGAAAAGGUUGCUCUCGAAGUUGCUAAAGAAUUUUUAAUGAAAGAAAAAAAUCUUAGAGUGACAUAUUAA
Molecule: messenger RNA, 1740 nt
Organism: Pediculus humanus corporis (human body louse)
Lineage: Eukaryota; Metazoa; Arthropoda; Insecta; Psocodea; Pediculidae
Product: eIF2B-gamma protein, putative
Exons: 8
Coding region: 1-1740 (579 amino acids)
Biological process (GO): biosynthetic process; cytoplasmic translational initiation
Cellular component (GO): guanyl-nucleotide exchange factor complex; eukaryotic translation initiation factor 2B complex
Molecular function (GO): translation initiation factor activity; guanyl-nucleotide exchange factor activity
Source: RefSeq, a predicted model, not a curated record